CAGAUGACGAAUCCCACGAUAUUCUCUUUAAAAUCAGGGCGCGCAGCACGAUGGAGUAUAUGCCGGAGCCCACGGACCGCACCCCCGCACACAUCUUGUGCUGCGAAUGUGGUGUUGCAAUUAGUCCAAAUCCUGCCAAUAUUUGUGUGGCCUGUUUGCGAAGUAAAGUAGACAUCAGCCAAGGCAUUCCGAAGCAGGUCUCUAUAUCUUUCUGCAAACAAUGCCAAAGAUAUUUCCAGCCACCAGGAACUUGGAUACAAUGUGCAUUAGAAUCCAGGGAACUUCUUGCUUUGUGUUUGAAAAAAAUCAAAGCCCCUCUGAGUAAGGUCCGGCUUGUAGAUGCAGGCUUUGUUUGGACUGAGCCCCAUUCUAAGAGACUUAAAGUUAAACUAACUAUUCAGAAAGAGGUGAUGAAUGGUGCUAUCCUUCAGCAAGUGUUUGUGGUGGAUUAUGUUGUUCAGCCCCAGAUGUGUGGAGAUUGCCAUAGAGUAGAAGCUAAGGAUUUUUGGAAGGCUGUGGUUCAAGUUAGGCAAAAGACUUUGCACAAAAAAACUUUCUACUAUCUGGAACAGUUAAUUUUGAAAUAUGGAAUGCAUCAGAAUACACUUCGUAUCAAAGAGAUUCACGAUGGACUGGAUUUCUAUUAUUCUUCAAAACAACAUGCUCAGAAGAUGGUAGAAUUUCUUCAGUGUACCGUCCCCUGUAGAUACAAAGCCUCACAGAGACUGAUCUCUCAGGAUAUUCAUAGUAACAUAUACAAUUACAAAAGCACUUUUUCUGUGGAAAUUGUUCCAAUAUGCAAGGACAAUGUUGUCUGUCUGUCUCCAAAACUGGCACAAAGCCUGGGAAAUAUGAGCCAGAUUUGUGUGUGUAUUCGCGUAACCAGCGCCGUCCAUCUCAUAGAUCCAAAUACCCUACAAGUUGCAGAUAUUGAUGGGAGCACUUUUUGGAGUCACCCUUUCAGUAGUUUAUGCCAUCCCAAACAGCUAGAGGAGUUUAUUGUGAUAGAAUGCAGCAUAGUCCAAGAUUUAAAACGCAAAGCAGGUGCUGGAAUGAUAUCAAAAAAGCAUACCCUUGGGGAAGUCUGGGUACAGAAAACAUCUGAAAUGAAUACAGAUAAACAGUAUUUUUGUCGCACUCAUUUGGGACAUCUUCUGAAUCCUGGAGACCUGGUGUUGGGGUUUGAUUUGGCAAACUGUAACUUAAAUGAUGAGCACGUCAACAAAAUGAACUCGGAUAGAGUCCCAGAUGUGGUGUUAAUCAAGAAGAGCUAUGACCGUACCAAACGUCAGCGUCGUAGAAACUGGAAACUGAAAGAACUUGCAAGAGAUAGAGAAAACGUGGAUACAGAUGAUGAAAGGCAAUACCAAGAUUUCCUUGAAGAUCUUGAAGAAGAUGAGGCAAUUAGAAAAAAUGUCAACAUUUACAGAGAUUCAACCAUUCCUGUGGAAGGUGACACGGAUGAUGAAGGAGCGCCUCGAAUUAGUCUGGCCGAGAUGCUUGAAGACCUUCACCUUUCUCAAGAUGCUACUGGUGAAGAAGGUGCAUCGAUGAUGACAUAAUGAGGUCAUGUUGUGGAUGGUUUUUGCAUCUGUGGGCUCAGGAUGUUGCACAGAAUAACUUUUUCUGUUUCCUCUAUGCCUCCAUAUUCAGAGAGGAAAAAUUGAGUUUUAAACCUGAAUAAAUAUGACUAUUUUGAUUGCCCACUCAAAGCACUAAAAAAGAUUGAUAGCUUUGAAAUUUUAGAUAACAAAAGAUUAUGGAGAAUAUUAUUAUGACUGAUAUUUAGGUCAUUUUAUGUGUAGGAUCUUAUUGGUUCGCUUUUUUUUCUUAGACAAAGUAUUUUCACAUAACAUUAGCGCUGGAUUUAAAAGCUUAGAAGUUGCAGGUUAUCUAAAUCUGCAAGCAUAAAACAAGCUUUUACAUUCUUUUUGUAUUGAUUGCCUUAGAAAGAGCAUAUGAAGAAUCAUUUUUAAUAUGAACUUGUACACUUUGACCCACUGUAGAUCAGUUUUAUGUCCUUGGGGUAGGGAAGUUGGGGUCCAGUUUAUCACUGGACAUUCAGGAGGAAAGUUAAUCUUUUUUAUUAAUACCUUUAAAAGUUGAUAAAUUGAGGGUUAUCUUAAUUUUUAUUGCAGAAGAAAAUAUAUUUAAAUUAUUUAUAGCAAACAAAUUAUUUAAAGGUUAAAUAACAACUUGUAUCUUUGUUAUUUUUGCCUGAGCCCAGCAGCUUAGUAUAAUAGCUGCUUAUGUCUUAAAAACAUCUUCCUUUCAUUUCAAGGAUUUUGCUUUUGAAAUUUUGGUUAAAAAAUUGAGAAGGAAGGUAUUUCUCUAUAAGUUUCUAUCAUUGAACACAUAACCAUCGCAAAGAAUAUUAGAAUCCAGCAUAUAGAUUCUUGUCUGUGGUGAAGUAGUGGAAAUGAUCUUCAUGCUUUAUAAAACCAUGAAUCAGAUUUGAAUGAGGAAUGCCUUCCGCAUCCUUGAAAGAAGAGUUAGCUUCGGUUUUGGAGUGUUCUGAGAAUGAAAUAGUAAGAUUCUGUUUCUGUAAGCAAGAUCAUACUUACUAAGUAUGCCAGAGCUAAGAGCUAAUUUAAAAAUUCUAGGUAUACCACUAAAUAAGGAAAUUGAGUGGAACAUUCCUUUUUUUAAGAUUGAACUCCUUAAUUCUGAAGUUAUGAAUAAAGGCCUGCACUUUCUGUAUGGCUCCCUUUUCUGUCUCCAUAUUUAAAGUUUUCACUGUGGUCUGUGUUUACCUGUUCUAUGUCAAGAGUUUAAAAAGCAUGAAAAUAAAAACAUUUUCCCCUUUUUUGUGUCCUUGA
This is a messenger RNA of Miniopterus natalensis, 2819 nucleotides long. It is a transcript of the gene NMD3, whose product is annotated as NMD3 ribosome export adaptor. Gene Ontology annotation, cellular component: cytoplasm; nucleus. The record is from RefSeq and is a predicted model, not a curated record. Gene Ontology annotation, biological process: ribosomal large subunit export from nucleus. NCBI's taxonomy places the organism in Eukaryota, Metazoa, Chordata, Mammalia, Chiroptera, Miniopteridae. Gene Ontology annotation, molecular function: ribosomal large subunit binding.